Messenger RNA from Harpia harpyja (harpy eagle), 6593 nucleotides. It is a transcript of the gene CLTRN, whose product is annotated as collectrin, amino acid transport regulator. Lineage: Eukaryota; Metazoa; Chordata; Aves; Accipitriformes; Accipitridae. The transcript has 6 exons. Bases 3076 to 3756 code for a protein of 226 amino acids. The record is from RefSeq and is a predicted model, not a curated record.
CAUUGCUCAUAGCUUCGAGAAGAUGGAAGGGGUUUGUUUGUUUUACCAGGUCAUAUGCUUUCUUGAAAUUUCAGUCCUCUCUUGAUUUGUUUGGAAGUCCAAAUUAUGGUAUACUGCUAAGUAUAUACAUACAGAUAAUACAUGAACUUCUGGAGGUCACAGGCACUGAAAAAUAUUAUAGAGAUACUGUUAUUUUCAACCGGACAGACAAAUUCAUUUAGUACCAAAAGAGAAAUAGUUCUUUGCACUAGUUCAAUGAUAUAUCUGCGGAUUGUGCGUGAGAUUCUGCAUGGCUAUGACUUGUAGCUCAACAGUAGUUUGGAAAAACAAAAUUACUCUAAAAGAGGAACUAUUUAGAAAUCUAAUACCUCACAAAGUGCUGAAUUAAAAACAUACCUUGUGUAUGUGCAUGUAGAUUGUCAUUUGUUCAAGAAAACAGAUGCCUGACUGAUUAAUUGGUGGCAAACAAAUGCAGACAUGCUUAAACAGUGCUACAUAUCUGGCGAAAAUGGGAGAAAAGAGGCUGGGCAGAAUGUUAUCCACACAUGUAGAUUUAUGACAGGGACACAAAGUGGCAGAAUGUCUGUCCUUUUAGAUUAUACUGAUAUACUCCAUUUGUAACCUGAAAAGUUACAGUGCUUUUUAAGACACUAUUUAAAAAUGUCAUUGAUUUGAAGAAGAGUUAGCUUUCUGCUAACACCUGGUCUAGCCUUGCUUGUCCACCUGGCUUGUUUAAAAAAACAUUCUGGCUUUGCAAAAAGAUUUAUAGAUGUGCAGCAGUCAGUUGCUUAUGUGCAGUGCUCUGUGCAUAUAGAACCAGAUAAGCACAUGGGCAGUCAGCCGGAUGCAUUUGACAUGCAUCCAAGUUGCUGUGCACGUAUACAUCAACUGCAUGAUGCUCUCCCUGUGAGCUCUGAGCUGGGGUGUUUAUCACACUGCUUCUGCUCCUGGCCUCCUCCCCUCUCCGCUGGAAAAGAUCGUUUGUCUUGCUGCUUGCCAGCAAGACAAAUUGGGGAAAAUCAGCCAUCCUGGCUGGAAGUCGGCAGCCCUGAUCAGGGAAUCCAGUCAUGUCCUCUAAGGUUGUUCCUGCUGGGCGUCGUGUGCCUCUGAUGUACUUUGACACCGGCUCCAUGCGAUUCCGAAGGAAAGAACUGAUUUACAGUGGUUUACAGCGGGGAGAAGUGGUGAUGCCACAUAUCAACGCUCAGUUCCAUUUGCCUUCUGGCAGCAGGGAAACGAUGCUUGGCUUUUCUGCUCUGUUCCCAAGUUCUCCAGUAUUUUCCCCAAAGGUACAAAAAAGUUCAGAUGCUCGUUAUUGAAGCAACGCAUGUGAAUUUAGCAUGAAACUGAUUACAUUCAUGUUCUUUUAAGAUUUUUUAAAUUACAAACUUUACAGAAAACUGAUAGUCUUUCAUACAUUUACAUCUUUUAGUGCUCUCCUUCCGAUGCAUGUACAUACAGGGUGUUAAUUUAAACUGUCAUUAGAAAUGAGUACAUCACCUUUUUGUUUUCAUAGGCAUAGAUUAAACGUCUAAGCAGAUAAUGUAUCCAAUAGUUUUGUACUCAGAACUGGUUGCCUAGUGAGGGUAAACAGAUGCCCAGGAAUCAACUUGAUUUAAUGACUUUUAAAGACAGGCUGUCAAGUCCUCUAGCAGUGGCUUCUAAAAAUAAGAUUAUAUUAGUGAAGCAGUAAGUUCUCCAUUACCUGAAAGUCCAAGUAUUCUUGCAUAGUAGAUACUGGUUAUUGGUUUCCAUAAAUUCAGUCCCACGGUUAAGUAAAAUUUUCUCACUGGUAGUCAUUCUUGUGAAGGUCUUUGGGUUUGCAGUCUCAAGACGCACUUGUCAGUGCUAAAGGACCAACUGAAAGUAGUUUUGAAGUGAUCUUCAAUUUAGGAACUAACCAUUAAUCAGAGCGAGUACAGGGGCAGUACAGCAGCAGAGUGGAAUAAAAUAAUCCUAUCUUGCUGCCCAGAUUGCAAAGACCAUUCAAGUACUUGUGAUAAAUUUCAGUUUCUGAAUUCUUUCUUCUCUGCAUUUAUUUAUUUGUUUUGGUAAACAUUUGACUAGUAGUGUAGAGUGCAUGAUAGUGUAGAGUGCAUAUUAAAAUAUUUUUUAAAAUAUUAAAAUAUAUGCAUGCAUACGUGUAUACACAGUAUGUCAUAUCUACAAAACAAGAAUAUGUCCUUAUCCAUCAUGCUUCCUAUGAAGUCCUUUUAUUGCACCUCUUCUUAUUCCAGUUGCUACCGUAAUGAUCCUCCGACAGCAAGAAAGUAUUUCUCCACCUUUAUAACUGUUCUUUUUGUGCAAAGCAGUGCCUCGGAUGUGAGUGUUUUUGUGUGGAAUGAGGCGUUUGCUCUGCCAGGCUCAGACAAGCUCCUGAGCCAGGAUGCAGGAGUGAGACUGGGGCAGGGAUGGGGGGACACGGCACUGGGGUCACCAGGCCAGCCCUUCAGACGUGCUGUGAGUUCAAAGGCAAAUGAGGGGCAAAUCCGGAGCCCUGGUUUUUUGGGGCCAGGGCUUCUGUGUUCAUCACACGUUUCUUUUGGAAGGAUGAAAAGGGUGCCCAGUCUUCCUUUAUCCUCAAGGGCCCUCUCUGGGGCCAGCCGGUUUCCCGAGGAAGGUGGGUGGCAGUUUCCUUUGGAAUCUGUUGGCAGCCAAGCUUCAAAUUAACCUGCUGUGGGUAACGACACAGCAUCCCACCACCACAGUCACGGUCACCAGCUGCUCUGGUGCGAUGUCCCUCAGGCAUCUUGUGUGCUUGUCUGACAUUGCAUCUGGGGGGAAAAAAGGUUGGCCUGGAGCACUGUGAAGUUUUGAAUUAUUCUAAAAAGGAAGAAGGAAAAUGAAAAACUUGUAAUGGCUUUUUUUUACUACGGAGAAAGGUAGUAAAUAGCUAACAGAAGACAGUUGUUUCUAGUGCCUGUUUUAGCUAAAAUAACGGGGGUUAAUUAUUAAACCUUUUACUUGGUUGCUCACUUGUGCUGCUGAUGCUUUAAUCCUGGGUCACAGAAAGUUUAAGAGUGCUUUACAGGGGAGACUCACUUCUUUUUGCUUCAACUUUUCCACACUGACGGGAUGUUACGGGUUUUGCUGCUUACUCUCACUGUAGUUGCCAUUGCUCAUGCUGAGCUCUGCAAGCCAGAUGCACAGAAUGCUUUCAAAGUACGGCUUAGUAUCAAAACAGCUUUGGGAGAUAAUGCAUAUGCCUGGGAUGCUAAUGAAGAGUACCUCUUCAAAGCGAUGGUGGCUUUUGCAAUGAGAAGAUAUUCCAGCAAGAGCACAACUCAAAUUUCUGAUGUGCUGCUUUGCAAUGUGACGGAUCGGGUGUCAUUUUGGUUUGUGGUCACAGAUUCUUCCCAAAACAUGACAACUGUUCCUGGAAGUGUGGUAGAGGCAGCCAUCAGGAUGAACCGGAACAGAAUCAACAGUGCCUUCCUACUGAGUGACAAAACACUGCAGUUCCUGAAGAUAACCUCAACCUUAUCACCUCCAGUUGAACCCUCCACGCCUGUUUGGCUUAUCGUAUUUGGUGUUGUUCUUUGUCUCAUUGUGGCUGGAAUUGUUUUCCUUGUUGUUGCAGGGAUUCAGCAACGCAAGAAAAAGAAUAAAGAGUCAACAGAGAGAGAAAAUUUAGAAGAGAAAGGUGAAGUGACAGUAACAGUAGAAAAUGGGAUUCCUUGCGAAGCGCUGGAUUUAAAAGCAGGCCACAUUAAUGGAGUCUUUGCAGCAGAUGAUGAACGGUUCACGUCCUUAUGAAAUGCUGCCAUUGCUAUCUGGCGAUUUUUUGAAAGACUCCUGUGCCUACUUUAUCUCGUCACUACUUCUGAAUGUCAAACAUGAAGACAAGAAAAAUGUCCUUUCACUUAAUUUCCCUUGAGAGAACCUUUUCCUGAUAACAAAUACACUUGAACCUCCAUUACAAAGCUUUUGUUCAUGAGCAAAGCAAAUGAGAAGACGUCAAAUGAUAUCCAUUAAAGAUUUCCGGAAGAUGUACGGCAGAACAGGGUUGAAACCUGCCUUGUGUCAGGCAUUUAAUUUUUAAUGAUUAUUUAAAUAUGUCCAUUGCUUGUUUUUCCCUGAUAUAAAUGUGAAACUGCAUUAUUCCUGAAUGUCACUGGGGAGAUCAUCUAUCAUUGUCAAUUCUUGCUGGGCUUUCUUUCAAGCCAUAUGCAAAAGUUUCUCUGUAAAAUGACUUAUGUUUGCUGAUAUGCAGCAUGCCUUUGGGUGGAAUAGUGAUCAGUGCAUGAAAGUUUUCAUUUAUCAAGAAAAAAAAAGCAAGCUUUCACAGCCUCUGUAAGAGCAGGUUAAAAGUGGCUGGGUCAUCUAUAGCUUUAGGGCUAGCAAAGGUCUGAUACUAAAAGUGUUUUUCACUUGACAGUCAAAGUCACAGAUUACAUGACCUGGAAAUUAAAAGUUGCAAAAGUUUGAAAUCUGUUGAAAUUAAAAGUUGCGACAAAGGGCAGAUUUUCCAAAGGUGCAGUCUGUGGUUGGUGGCCCAGCUCUCAUUAAAUCUAUGAGGGCAUUUUGCAGCUCUUUGAAAAAAUCUUCCUUACAUUUUUUAAUAAUAAAACUAGAGUAGAUUUCCAAGACAUAGCCAGCCUGGGGUCAGAUGAACCUUCAUGUGACAGCUGGAUAGCUUUUGGAAAGAUUCAGUGCUUGAAACACCAGCUGCUGGGCUUGGUGCACCUGACCUGGGUGAGCACACGUAGGCAGUGGUAAGUCAGCAGAGACCAUUCAAACCUGUGUUUCCUAUUUGUGUGGCUGGGAGUUGAGGGCAUUGAGUGGUGCCAGACCCUAAACUGCAUUGUUGGAUUACUUUGAAGUCAGCCAUACAUACAGACUACAUACAUACAUACUAUCUGUGCCCUAAUCCCGUUCCCAUUUAAAUCAGUGAUAAAAUUCUGACUGAUUUCAGGAGAUCUGGGCCCCAGUAAAGGGGAGUUGUACAUGUGGGUACACAGAGAAUGGAAGCGUGUUGAAGCAAAAUGCGAUAUCUGCAGUCACCAAACCGCUGCCCACGUCACUGGAGGCAGGAUUUGACCAUUAGCCAUCCUGUUUCCAGUGUCAUGUUUGGAGGGAAUAUUAGAAAACCCAUUUACUUAUUAGGGUUAUUCCGUCAGACUCCUCACCAACAGGAAGAGGGUAAAACAGGGUAAAAGCUGUUUGUAAAGGACCGUCCAGUGUCCUGAAAGGGACAAAAGUUUCUUGUCUCCCAGGGUACAAAUUCUUCAGCAUUUUGGCUGUAAUGAGCACCUUUGGCUGUCCAUUUGACUCAGCGCUGGCUCUUGGGAACAGGCUGAGCAGAAGGGGAGGCAUGGGAGGAGGAAAAGGGGAAGCAGCGGGGCGAAGGGAGGAAGCUGCACGGGGGAAGCCCGAGGCUAGGGGAGACCGGGAGAAGAGGGCUAAAUGCAGAAUAAAACUAUGGAACCACUGAUCAUUUGCCUCACGUGGUCUCAUCUGUCAUGGUUAUCUUUGAUGUCCUGCUGGUGGGUCCCUCUGGACAACGACUGUGUCUUCUGUGUGCCCCUGCUCCAUUCUGGAAAAGGAUUAAUAAAGUCAGUUUUAGUGAUAAUAUCUCAGUGCUUCAAAAUUACCAUCCACAACAUGGAGAUAUAUUUCUCACAGGGAUGUCAAAGAUUAAGCUUACCAGUGUUUAAGAUCAUUUGGAGGAAGGAUAUAGAGUACAGUGUUAUUAUUGCUUCCUCAGUCAUUGCUCCAAGGUCUUUCACUCAGGCAGAGUUUUAUUGAGGUAAUUCAGAUCCCAUCAUUUCUAAACCUUCACACUUUUCACAUUCUUUGUAUGACAGAUAGCUACACUGCAGUGUGACCACAAUGGAUUGCAGUUACUGCAGCACCUCUGCAAGAACCCGUGAAAGAUUUCGGUGAGAAGAGCUUGGUGGUGCAAAAGCAACCUCAAGCUACCAAUUACAAUUACUGUUAUCCUGUAUUGUACUAUAUGAUACCGAAAUAAAACUCACUUGAUACGAAAAAGGGCAAAGCAUAUCUGAGCAUACUUCUCAAUGCCUGAGUGAAGGUUCAGUUCAGCCCGUGGCACUGGCCAGCGAUUUGAAAAUAGAUUGAAAGCCUCUGAACAAAACAUUAUGUGGUGUGGGCUGACUCUGGUGGUAAGUAUUUAAUCACUGACUUCCUCCCAGCUCACCUUUUAGCCGCAUAAUUACUUUACAGGAGUUUGGCGUAAUUUUCUGCUAAUGAUCAUAUGGGAUUCACCCAGAGCAUACAUCUUGCUUGCCUCUCUGCUGACAGAAAAUGGCUUGAGAGAAGCAAAUAAUACAUGAACAGGCAGGUAUCACACUUAGCAAUGCUUUGAAGCCAGUGUUGGUAUUAGCUCUUUCACUGAAAUAGGCACCACAAACUAGGUUAAUCAAAGGCACAGUGCUACAGAAGAAAUAAAUCUCUUUUCUAGUCUCUUUGUGCAGCAGGAUCGUAUUAGAAAACAAAGAGCACUUUGAUUUGGUAAAGCCUGUCCUCCAGAGCCUGCAAAUGGUACGACGACAAUUCAUAUCCCGUGAUCUGGCCCAGAUGUUUUAUGUAACUUUCACCAUUCUUUUUCUCUAAAUCACCUGCCACCGAAU